AUGAAGUUCUUCUCUGCUCUUACCUCCGCCCUGGCCUUCACCACGGCCAUGGCUGCGCCAUUCGCCGCAAACCCGGCACCCGAGACAAACGCCCUCUCGGAGCGCGCCGGCGGUGGCAUCCAAAACACGGGCAUCACCGUCUUCCAUUCGCAUGAGGCAAUCGGGAAUGGGCGUUUCCGCACCCGCUUCAGGAUGUUCGGCUUCCUGCAAGCCACCCAGGGCAUGCUGAACGUGCUCACGGAGAAGAUGGAGGUGACGGGUGACACGUCGCAGCCACUCGAGCGUGCUUCUGUCAUUGCCCAAUCCUUCUUUGCCCACUUCGUAUCCUGGAUGGACUCGACGUUCCCGUUCCGCAAGUUUGCUUCGAUGCGCGCUCUCUUCAAUACGGGAGCCACCGGAAACGCUGCGUGGGAAGGCACCAUCGGCGCUCAAUUCGAGAUGAGCUCCAACGAAGCUUCGUACAACAAAAUGAUCGAGGCUCUGAGGAGCUACCUGACCGUGAGGGGCAGUGACCCUGUUCAAGUGACAUUUGAGACCGUCGCAGAUGCAUUUGCUGUCGGUAGCCCUGUCGAGUACGAUUUGCCAGCUAAGCUCAAGAGGUCUGCCAACGUCUGCUCAAGCACUACCUCCAUUAUGAGUCUGUUCCAGGAGAGGGUACCUGAUGUGGCGACCUACUUUGGAGCCACCUGCUAG
This is a messenger RNA of Diplodia corticola, 693 nucleotides long. RefSeq lists its product as uncharacterized. NCBI's taxonomy places the organism in Eukaryota, Fungi, Ascomycota, Dothideomycetes, Botryosphaeriales, Botryosphaeriaceae. The coding region runs from base 1 to 693 and encodes 230 amino acids. The record is from RefSeq and is a predicted model, not a curated record. The transcript has 3 exons.